AUGUAUAACUCACAGAUCUACACACAUACCGAUUCUCGUCUGAAGUUUUAUCGAAAUCAAAAAAUUCAUUCCCAACUAGAUCAUAUUCAGACGUCAGUGGCUGUGCCUGCGCAGUUAUCUGACGUUCCUAGAAAGCAUGUGAGGAAAAGGCAGAAAAUGAGCUACUGGGGAUUAUGUGCAAUUUAUUUACUUCUCUCAAUUCUUGUUGGCCUGGUGAAGACUGUCGGAGGAUCGGAUGUUAAUGUGGCAGUCAUUGUUGAUGACCGACUAUCAUAUGCUCAAUCAGUCUUUGAUUCUUCCAUAUCAGAACUGCAAAAAGACACGCAAUCAAGCUCUAAUAUCAAAUACAAUGUUAAUUAUGAUGGAAAGGGUACAUGCACACGAGGCCCUCAAAUGCAAGAGGGUGUAGCAUCAUUGAUGAAUUAUUAUUACAAAAACAAUAUCCAAGCUGUUUUCGGUCCAACAUGCUACUAUGAUCUGGAAAUAGCUGCUCGCUUAACAUCUGAAUGGCACAUCCUGCAAUUCAAUUUUUGGAAUGAUCAUCCAAGCGAUUAUAUAAAUCCUAGCAUAGUUCAGAUGACCACCAGAUCAUUAAUAAACAUUUGUGAAAAUAUAUUAGCGUUUUUGAAGGGUGUUGAAUGGAAUAAACUAGUAUUCAUCUAUUGCACGGAUUGUUAUCAAAAUAUAGAAGUUGAAGAAAUGCAAAUGAGAGCUAAGAACAUUACACAUUAUUUGGAUCAUAAUGAUAUCGUCAUAUCAAGUUUCAUUGAAGUAUACAAGAACUAUAGUAAAGAUGAUUACAAAAGGCUUUUGGUAGGAAUGAAUACUUACAGUCGUGUUGUAUUACCUUUAGUUGGUGAAGAGCUAGCUGAUUAUAUCAAUUUACAACUGGCUUUGAGAGAAUUGACAUUCAAUUCAUCAGAAUAUUCUACUCUUAUACUCGCAGAAAACUAUUCAAAUGAAGAAUUUAAAGUGCCAGAAAGGGCAGAUUCACCGGACCUUUUUGAGAAAGUAGCUGUGUUACGUAAUGAAGUGUUUGAUAAGCAUAUCAUAGACCCAUAUCUCGCUAAAAACAGUUUUCCAGAGAGAGAUGCCCUUAUGUAUAUUCAUUUGAAAGAAUCUGUUAAUGUUUUCAACCAAGUUGUACAACAAGCGCAGAAUACUGGAAUAUCUGUCAUGGAUGCACUACAACUAGCUCAUAAUUACCAAGGACCUUUCGGUGAAAUUAAGUUCAACUCAAAUUUUCAUCGGAUAUCGGGAUUCACAGUGUACAUAGUUGAAGACAAUUUGCUUGUUAGAUCAGCAAACCAGAUCACAACUAGGGAUGCAGGAGGCUUGCCAUGUAUUCCAAAUGGCCAAUGCUUGACAUUCACCCCUGUCUCCAAACAAGUGUUUAACUCGGGACAGCCAACUUGUGGAUUUCAAGGAGAACUAUGCGACCAAACUGGUACCGUCGUUAUAAUAGCAGCUGUUAUGGCAACUGUUUUUGUUUCUGUAGGAGUGUUUGUUGGUAUUCGAAGAAUGAAAUCAGGAGAAACCGCUUCUAUGCCUUGGGUAGUACCUAGUCAAUCUGUCAAGCUUAUAGAAAUCAAUAAUGGAAGUCAGCAUAUGUCUAUCUUGAGUCUACAACAACAUUUAGACAGCACGGUCAGGUUCCGAGAUUUUAUGAGAGGAAGGCAACUGGCUACAUUAGAACAAGCUUAUGUUAUUGUAGAACGUUACCCAAUGAGAGAACGCUUGGUCUUUGACAAAAACGAUAUGUACCUCUUGUUCCAGCUUAAACAGCUCUCACACGAUAAUAUUAAUCCAUUUAUGGGCAUGUGUUUCGACCGCUCCAUAGAACUUAUGUUGCUUUGGACUCAUUGCUUCAGAGGAUCAUUGGCGGAGAUGUUAUUCGCAACAAAGGAAGAAUCUGGUAUAUCGUUCGACAACAACUUCAGAAGAGCUUUUGUAAGAGACAUAUUGAAGGGUCUCGAUUAUCUUCACUCCUCAGCAUUAGGCUACCAUGGGUCGUUGUCUCCAUCUCAAUGUCACAUUGAUUCGCAUUGGAUCCUGAAGCUAUCUGGAUUUGGAAUGAACAGAAUGUUGUAUAAGUGGAAGAACAAUGGAAUCAUUGGUACAGCAGACGGGAAACCAAUCAUACCUAAUAGCGAAUUACAUUAUUAUGCACCUGAGAUGAGGAAGUUGUUGAAAGGAAUCAUGUAUACCCAUAGAGAUGAUCAUAUGAACAUCCCUCCUCAACAAGGCCAGGCUGCUGAUAUGUAUGCGUUUGGAAUAAUUUUGUACGAGCUGAUGUUCCGUAGAAAGCAUGUUGAAAUAGAAGACAUCUAUCAAAAUGAGAGCAAUGAUGAUGAUAAUUUGAUUCUUUGUGAACACGCGGAAGCUAUGAUCCCUCCGUACCCUGUGCUGCCUUCAGACGUUUCGGAAGUUCAUCCAGAUCUCAUAGGAUUGAUGCAUAAAUGUUGGUCUGAUCAGUUGGAUAUUCGACCGGAUGCUGCUUUGGCCAGAAAAAUUACCGAUGCCACAUUGAAAAUGUCUGGAAGCUUAGUAGACCAUCUAAUUCGAAAUAUGGAAAUGUAUACGUCGGGCUUACAAGACCUCGUUAGUGAACGGACUAGUCAAAGUGAAGAAGCACAAAGAAAGUCCGAUGAGUUGCUGUGGGAAAUGUUGCCCAAAUCUUUGGCUGAAGACUUGAAGAAUGGGAAGAAAGCAGAGGCGAAAAAUUAUAAAUCCGUCACGAUUAUGUAUUCUGAUAUCGUCGGGUUCACAUCCCUCUGCUCCGAAUCUCAACCCAUGGAGGUUGUAGCCUUAUUGAGCGGCAUGUUCGAAAACUUUGAUCGAAUAAUCAGUCAGUUUGAUGGCUACAAAAUGGAAACUAUUGGAGAUGCUUAUUGUGUCGCAUCCGGUAUUCCAACUCCCAAUAGAAUGGAACAUGUGAAGAACAUUGCAACGAUUGCUCUUCUGCAAAGAGAUUACUUGAAAACGUUUGAAAUUCCUCAUCGUCCCGGUCAAUACUUACAUUGCCGUUGGGGAUUCAAUACUGGCCCAGUAUUCACAGGUGUUGUUGGUAUAAGAGCUCCUCGUUAUUCUGUUUUUGGACAAACUGUUACAAUAGCAUCAAAAAUGGAAAACUUAGGACAGCCGGACUGUAUUCAGAUGACUCUCAAAAGUCACAAGCUACUCAGUUCGAGAUAUCCAGAAUUUAAAUGUACUGCAAGAGGCAGUACUAGAGUACCUGGAAUCGGAAUGCUUUUAACUUACUGGUUGGAUGGUGUCGAAGAGCUCCUGAAAAGUAACAGAGAAGAGUUCGAUAAAGCUAUCGAGGAACAUGAAAGCCAAUCAACUGAUGUAAAAGGCAUUCUGAAGAAGAAUCCUGUUGAUUCCACGAGUCACAUUUCUGAAUUCAUCCCAACGUGA
Messenger RNA from Auanema sp. JU1783, 3417 nucleotides. The record is from the annotation of a GenBank genome assembly. NCBI's taxonomy places the organism in Eukaryota, Metazoa, Nematoda, Chromadorea, Rhabditida, Rhabditidae.